Messenger RNA from Paramisgurnus dabryanus, 557 nucleotides. RefSeq names its product zinc finger, CCHC domain containing 10 (gene zcchc10). Gene Ontology annotation, molecular function: nucleic acid binding; zinc ion binding. The record is from RefSeq and is a predicted model, not a curated record. Lineage: Eukaryota; Metazoa; Chordata; Actinopteri; Cypriniformes; Cobitidae.
AGCCCAUAAGCAGUAGUUGGCAAAUUAACAAGAAGAAGAUCAUCGAAUCCAAAAUGGCGACUCCCAUGCAUAGAUUGAUCGCUCGUAGACAAGCAGAGGCAAACAAACAAGGUGUUCGUUGUCAGAAAUGUCUAGAAUAUGGGCACUGGUCUUACGAGUGCAAAGGGAAAAGAAAAUACCUCUAUCGACCAUCCAGGACAGCUGAGAUGAAAAAGAAGCUGAAAGACACAGAGAGCAAAGCUUUAGAUGAAACUGGACCUGGAAUAGUACCACAAAGUGAGAAAAAGACAAAGAAAAAAAGGUCCUCUUCCAGUUCCGGCAGUAGCAGCGAUUCUUCAAGCUCUUCUAGCGAUUCUUCCUCAGACAGCAGUGAUUCCUCCAGCUCCUCAUCCUCAUCUGAAGACAGCAGCAGUGACAGUGAAGACAGUUCCAGCUCAUCUUCUUCAUCAUCCUCUUCUGACUCUGAUUCGGAUUCCUCAAGCAGUUCUGACCAAGGUCCACCAAAAAAAAGAAAGAAGAAGAAAUGAAGGCCAUUUUCAUCUCAUUUAAACAGAAUU